UGUCAGCCAGUCAGUUUUUGAAAAAUCUGCGCCGUUUUUGUGAAUUGUAUUAUUAUUUUUGUUAAACUAAAUUUAUUUCCAAAAUUUACUUAUUUAGAUUCAGUAUUAAAUGUUUACGUGCUUCAAAACACUACCAUGGAUCAAUCGUACUCGGAAAGCGAUGUUUCGCUGUCUCCUUCCCAACUACUGGAGCGAUUACAAGUGUUACGGCAACUGCAACUGUUACAACGAGGGAAGCUUCAAAAACAACGCUUGGAAUACCAAGAGACAUCAGAAACUUCGUCCAGUGUAACUGAGAUUGUUAGUCAUUUUAGUAACAGCACAAGUUAUAAUACAUUUCGCAGUUUACUUGAGUCUGCUCAUGAUUCUUCCACUGAUGGUACACCUCGGCUGGCGACCAGAGGAAUAUCGCAAAAGGUGAAAGAACGAGACUUAAUCGAAGGUGUAUCAAUGUUAAAUUUGUCACAAGAAUCAGAGUUCAUUGUUAAUUCCCCUGUGUCCUCCAGAAGUCGAAAGUCAGUAUUGUCUAGAAACGAGGAUAUCAUCUCACCACGCAGCAAUGUCGUUGAACAAAAUUCGCUCUCGAAAAAACAUAUUGCUCUGGAUGAUAUGCCCAUACUAUCACCUAAAAAAGACUUUGAAGCACUGCUGAUGGAGAAACUUCAGGUUGAAAAAACUGUGGCUAAAGCCAAAAGCCCCCAGCAAACAAAUAAAUACAAAAAUAAGGCUAAAAAGCCGUUCCUCAGGAAAGGAGAAGGUAUGUCCCGUUUUGGUUUACAAAAGAAGGACUUGGUGAUCCAGAACACAAAAGCCUUGCCAUGGCGUAGACAAAGUCUUGAAAAUAAAAAUGUACAGUCUCCAUUAAGAAAAGAAAUAAAUAAACUACCAAAAAGUAAAGAUAAUAAAGCUAACAUUGAAAUAAUAGUUACAAAACCUCAAUCAGUAGAUAAAAAUAAAGAGGAACUAAAAGAAUCCAAAAACAACUCUGAAAUAACCAACACAACAAAUGAGAAACCCAAUAAUCAUAAUUUGUCUGAAAAUGUUGAAAGUGCAUUACGGCAGCUUAUGCAAAAACCACUUACACUUCCAACUGGCAAGCAUCCAUUGAAGAAUGGUAAAGGAAAUACCUGGGCAUCAGUUUUAAAUAAAGAGCAAAAUGAUUUCCUUAAACAACUCAAGCAAAGUGAUUAUUACAAGAACUUUACUUCUCCAGCCAAAAGCAUUGUAUCUGAUGUCAGCUGUGAUGAGGCACUAUGCAAGCUUUCACAUGAAAGAGAAACAGCAGAGCAGAAUAUGUUUGACUUGCUUGAAAGCAAAGUUUCUCAUGAAAGCUUCAGCUUAGAAAAUUCUUUCUUCAACAAGUUUUUGAGAAAAAGCAAAUUAGAAUGUUCUGGUGAGAGCACACCACUUGUCAUGCAACACUGCUUGGCAAACAACCCAGAUUUGAUGCACAUUUAUCCUAAUCUUAAUCGAAAAAGGAAUCAGAAUUCCCAAAGUGAUGUUGAAACAUGUAAUAGCGAAUGCGCCGAUUGUUGUAGUGAAACAUGCUCAUCUGUAUCCAGUUGUUGCUCUUGCAAAACCGUUGAAGAAACUAACAAUACACACUGUACAGAAAAUAAUAAAAAAGAAGUUGGCCAUAAAGGCAAAACUAAAACUACAGACAGAAAAGGAGCAAAAGAGGUUCCUCCUGAUAAUGAUAAAGAUAAAAAUGAUGCUGUCAAUGCUAAUGACAGUCUUCAAUCAAAUAUGGUGGAAAUGAAUGCCAAAUUAAUUGCCACUAGUGAAUUAUUGAAAGACAGGUUGCGUGAAUUGGAAGAUGAAAUAGAAACUUUUAGAAAAGAAAAUGCAAAUCUCACGAAAAUGCGUGAAGAAAUUGACAUAGAAAGGCAAAAGUUCUAUGAAGAAAAAUCUAUGUUUGAACAGAAAUUCAAUGAGGAGAAAAUUAUGUCUGAAUAUUACUUAGCUGAAGAAAAAGAAAAACUGACUAAGCAAAAGCAAAUGUAUGAUAAGUAUGUAAGAGAAAUGAGGGGGCGUUUGAAUAAAAAAGAUAAAGAUGAAGUGUUAAAUUUGAGGAAAGAAAUAAAUGAUCUCAAGGAAGAAAUCAGAGUAAAAGAUGCUAAGUCCACAUCAACUAUAGCCAGACUCCGAAAUCAAAUAAAACUAAUGGAAAAAGAAAAGAAAGCUGCUGAUGAUGAAAUAGAAAAAUUAAAGAAGGAAAAUCGACGAAUACAGCAUAGUAAUGAUAUGACUAGAAGAAUGACAAAUAUAAAAUAUUUAGAGCAAAUAAACAAAAAACUUUCUAACAUGACUGCUAAAGAGACUCGUUCAGAAGUAACCCUUGACUCUAAUGCCAAAUACAAAACAUUUGAAAUUGAAAGACAGAGUAGAAGUAGAAAAGUUCCAUCAAAUAAUGCUGAUAAAGUAAUGAGAACCAGAGCUAAAAGUGUUCCAAAUCUAAACGUAACAUCAAGAUAUGCUAAAUACUUUAGUCAAAGAGAUGCAGGGAGUGACUUUGAAAGAAAUAGAACAGUAAAUAUAGAGGCUUUGGAUAAAUAUGAUUACACAUCUGAUAUUGACAUUGAAAACGAAAUACUAAAUGAUCGCGGUGAUUCCAUACAGUCUAAAGAAAAUUCUGACCCUGAAGAUGAUAAUAAUUUAGAAAAGUUGUAUAUGGAAAGGUUUCAUUCAGUUUCCCCUAAAAGUUCAAGGUCUAAUAUAUCAAAUCCAAGCACUAGUUACAUUUCUAUUAGCAAUAAUAACCCAGACACGUUUUUUAUUUCGAAAUCAAAUUCAAACAGGGAUUCUAGAUCACCAAGCAACACUGUAUCUCCUUUCAAUAAUUCUAACGAAUCAUUAUCCAAUAGAUCUAAAUCUUCAUCAACUUUGAGUCACAGGUCAAGUGAUCAGAGGUCACCAAGAGAUUUCAAUGAUGACAUUUACGUAAACAGAGAUACUAGCAAAAACUUGGCUGCAACUUCUCGAAGUUCUAGCAAAUCUCAGUCCAAGUCCCCUGUGUCAAUUCUUACUAACAGAUCAAGUGUACUAAAGCCUGAAACAGUAAUACACAAUGAAAACUACAUGGGAAGAUUACCGACUGUGUCGUCUAACCCUUCUUCAAGCAAAUCUAGCUUGACCAAAACGAACUUGAACCCAAUAGAGAUAAAAAAGCCUGAUGGUUCAAGGGAACUCCGCUUCCCAAACGGAAAUGUAAAGUUUCUAUCAUCUGAUGGGAAAUACAGCAAGUUUGUUUACUACAAUGGUGAUGUCAAGGAGAACUUUUACACUGAAGGGCGCAUCAAAUAUUUCUAUGCGGAUACGAAAACCUAUCACACCACACAUGCAGAUGGGCUAGAAGUGCUGGAAUUUAUAGAUGGUCAAGUAGAAAAGCGCUACAAAGACGGCUCGACUGAGAUCCGGCUUCCCAACGGUAGCGUCCGCUACUUUGACCCCAAGAAUGAACACGUACGCGAGGAGUGGAGAUUCCCCGAUGGCGCCGCUCUCACAAUCUCCGCGAGCGGAGAACAGCGUGUGGUGUUCAGCAAUGGACAAGUCGAAGUGCAUACCAAAGAUCAUAAGCGGCGCGAAUUCCCCGAUGGAACAGUGAAACUGGUCUACAACGAUGGCACCUCGGAAACUCGCUACGCGUCAGGACGCGUGCGCAUCAAGGACAAACACGGCAACGUCAUCAUGGACUCAGCUACUGGAUGAGAGUCCACAGUUCUGCGAAUGGUGAGGCAGCCUACAUAGGUAAGGGACUGGUAGCAGUACUGUAACAGCAGGUCUCGUAUUGUUCGUAUUUCUAGAAGUUUUUUCUUACUCUUUUCUGAACCACGCCCCAAAAUUAGGCUCGUAUAUGGAACAUCCUGUAUAAGUUGUGAUAAAUUAAACCCCUUCUGCAGUUAGUGGCUAACAAAAUGAAAAUAAAGUCUUAUGUUAAUUAAAUUAUUAUUCUCUGCAAAGUAUGGUCACUUCAAGACCAGGAUUAUCUUACAUGGCCAGCUGUAGUAUACAAUGUUACUGUCAUAAUAUAAAUGCAUGCAGCUUAGUAAUAGUAGCAGCUUUUCAAAAUGCAACAUCCAAUAAAAACA
Ostrinia furnacalis (Asian corn borer) is the source of this 4088-nucleotide messenger RNA. RefSeq names its product spindle assembly abnormal 4 (gene Sas-4). NCBI's taxonomy places the organism in Eukaryota, Metazoa, Arthropoda, Insecta, Lepidoptera, Crambidae. Gene Ontology annotation, molecular function: tubulin binding. Gene Ontology annotation, cellular component: centrosome; centriole. The coding region runs from base 136 to 3708 and encodes 1190 amino acids. Gene Ontology annotation, biological process: cilium assembly; centriole elongation. The record is from RefSeq and is a predicted model, not a curated record. The transcript is spliced from 3 exons.